Anoplopoma fimbria (sablefish) is the source of this 5791-nucleotide messenger RNA. RefSeq names its product palladin, cytoskeletal associated protein (gene palld). The record is from RefSeq and is a predicted model, not a curated record. NCBI's taxonomy places the organism in Eukaryota, Metazoa, Chordata, Actinopteri, Perciformes, Anoplopomatidae.
AUGCAGGACGGGAGUUGGAAUCCGCCGCUCCCCAUCUCUCAGCUGCUGAAGGACCCGGCGGGAGGCAGGACUUUGGAGGGUGAUGGGGGGGUGUUCUCUGAGGCGUCCUCUGACGGGGAGCUCUACCAGGACUCGGUGACAGAACUGGAUUCUGGAGAUGGGGACUUUGCGGAUCUCACUGCCUUCUUGAGCGCAGAAGAGAUCCAUCGCAGCCUGGACCUGGCCCUGGAGGCCUUUGGCGAUUCGUUUGAUUAUGAAGAUCCAGGCCCCCCCUCUAAACCUUCAUACCAGGAGCAGGCUCUCCAACCGGUCCCCUCUCUUCCAGCGCCCCCCCAGACUACUGAAAACCUCUACAUGAGCCCAAACGUGCAGCACCAGACCAAAACCCCCAUCUGCCCCCCUGUUGAAAUCUCUUCCAGCCAGAACGCCCCCCUAAACAAACCCCUACAGAUGUCCAGUGAGGCUCUGCCCCCUGCUGAGAAGGUCGCCCGCUACAAACCCAUCCAGCCCGUUUACAAGCAGGACAAACCCCGGCUGGUUCAUGAAGGCCUGGAGCUGAACGAUCGGGCCGGUUCUGCCACGGAGUUCUGCAGCCGAGCCGCCACGUUCAUCGAGGAGCUGUCGUCCAUCUUCAAAGGUUCUGCUCAUUCAGAGCAGCAGGCGGAGGAGGACUCCUCCUCUCCCGACAGUGGCUACCUGACUCCGAGGAGCCAGAGACCGGUCCCUCAGGGCUCAGUCUCUGCUCCCGCUGUGCCCCCCUGCCAAAAGGCGGAGACACAGUUCAUCCAGCCGGCCAUGAGCCUGGAGCCUCAGACUGAAGGGUCGAUGGGACCGCCGGCUAACUUGAGGUCUCAGCACUCCGGAGCUCCGACUGCUCAUGGACCGCUGUCUCCUCCCUGCUUCAUACAGAAGCUGAAGAGUCAGGAGGUGGCCGAGGGAAGCCCCAUCCGACUGGAGUGCAGAGUCAUAGGGAACCCACUGCCGCUCGUCAGGUGGUUCUGUGAAGGCCGCGAGCUGCACAACUCUCCCGACAUUCAGAUCUGGAGGGAUGGUGACCUGCACACUCUGGUGAUCUCUGAAGCGUUCGAGGACGACACGGGACGUUACACCUGCGUGGCUUCCAACAGCAUCGGAGCAGACAACACCUCUGCUGAGGUCUACAUCGAAGGAGCUUCGUCAUCAGACUCAGAGGGAGAAGGAGCCGUGUCAAAGUCCAGAUCAGGAACCAUGCCUCAAGUUCAGAAGAAAACUACUUCAAUGUCCCUGACGAUACGCUCGCCAUCACCCAAAACCCCAGAUGUGCUUCCUCAUCGCUCCACACUGGUCCAGUCUCUGUCUCAGCCCCCACAGCGGAUGCAGAGCCCAGUGUCAUCACUAUACAGUGGUGAGGUGUCUAGUCCUCCUAUAUUCACCAAACUGUUGCAGGACGCCCAGGCAUCUGAGGGCCAGGUGGUGGUUCUGGAGUGCCGGGUCCGUGGAAGCCCUCCUCUGCAGGUCAGAUGGUACCGCCAGGGAGAGGAGAUCCUGGACUCCCCUGAUUUCCGGAUUCUCCAGAAAAAGCCUCGAUCUGCAGCUGAGCCAGAGGAGAUCUGCACCCUGGUGAUAGCCGAGGCCUUUCCAGAGGACGGAGGUCUGUUCUGCUGCACGGCGUCCAACCCAUACGGCUCCAUAAACAGCACAGCCAAACUCACUGUCGCUGCAGCCGAGGACUCAUCCUCUAAUGGCAUGUCUGCUGAUAGCUCAGGGUUUGAGGAUGUGGCAGUUCCCCCUCCCCCCCCGCCCACAGAGAUCAGCCUCCUGGAGCUGCCACCCAAGAUGCUGCCUCCGCCCGGCGCUUUCCUCAUCAAGGAGCUGGAGAUCUGGCCCGGUGUGUCAGGAUUACAGCUGGGCCCAGAGGUAGAGGACAAGGGGGAAGGGUCUGUGCAGAAUGGACAACCCCCAAAUCUAGCAUCACCACCAAGCCCACCUAAAGCAGCCACACCGCCACCACCACCUCCACCCCCACCUCCACCCCCACCUCUGCCACAGUCUGACCCUACAACAGAUGUCACAGUCAGAGCCCAAAGUCCAGCCCAGGUGGCCCCAGACUCCCCUCCAUCCCCAGGUCUAUCGUCUCCAUCCCCUGGAAAGGACGGUCCUCCGCUGCCCACCAAGCCUAAACCAAAGCUGAACGCGACCCAGCUGAAGCUGCUGCAGGACCAGAUUCUACUGGAGCAACAGGAAGCAGCUAACUGGCAGCAGGAACAGGAACAGCAGGAACAGGAAGUCCCGCCUCCACCUCAGCAACCGAACCAGGAAGUCCCUCCUCCUGCUCCGCCAUCUCCGCCUCUCCCACCUCCCCCCUCCUUCCAGGAGUUGGAGAGCAACGCCACCAUGCAGGCCAGCACCUUCAACUACGCCCGGCCCAAGCAGUUCAUCGCCGCCCAGAGCCCCGGCAGGGCUGGCUACGUCACCCAGUCCUCUGGCUCCUCAGGGUCCGGUAUGUCCUCCCCGAUGUCCCCCCCCACCUCGCAUAAGCCCUUCACCAGGGUCGGCGUGCCCCCCUUCACCAAGGCCGGCAGCGUGGAGUCUCCGAGCUCCCCGUCCUUCCCGCCUCCUCCUCCGCCCUUCUUCAGCUCCAGUAACCUGUCCUCUCCAUCGGGCCCCGCCCAGGACUUCCCUCCUCCUCCACCUCCUCCUCCUCCACCCGUCCCCAUGUCUCCGGCCCUCUCAGAUAUGUCCUCUCCGUUCUCCUCCGUCCCUCCGUCUCCAGCCUCCAGCUUCCUGUCCUCGGUGUUGCCCUCCACACCUUCUUCACCUGGCAGUCCCACAGUCAACGCCCUGGGUCUCCCUAAAGGCAACGGGACGAUUAAAGCGUUCCCCAGGAAGUCCUCUGUCACCAGGACGCCACGCGCCACCUCCGACUCCGACAUCCAAGGGUCCAAGGACGCCGUCAUCCAGGACCUGGAGAGAAAACUGCGCUUUAAAGAGGAGCGCAUAAGUAAUGGUCAACAGAAGUUAACCUAUGAGGAGAAGAUGGCUCGCAGGCUGCUGGGUGCCGACAACGCCGCCACAGUCUUAAACACUCAGGAGACGGAGGAGGAGCCGGUCACACAGGAAGACAAGUCGUCUGAUAGAGAAUCUGUCCCUCAAAAGGAAUACAAAGUGUCCAGCUUCGAGCAGCGUCUGAUCAGCGAGAUUGAAUUCCGUCUGGAGCGUUCCCCGGUGGAGGAAUCGGACGACGACGUGCAGCACGACGAAGACUCCGGCGGUCGUGGCACGGCGCCGUCCUUCGACCAGAAGCUCAAACACUACAAGGUCUUCGAGGGAAUGCCGGUCACCUUCUCCUGCAAAGUCCACGGAGACCCCAAACCAAAGGUCUACUGGUUCAAAGACGGAAAGCAGAUCUCCAAGAGGAGCGAGCACUACCGGAUCAGCCGUGACGCCGAUGGAACCUGUUCCCUGCACACCGCCGCGGCCUCGCUGGACGACGACGGCAACUACACCAUCAUGGCGGGAAACCCCGAGGGCAGGGUGAGCUGCACCGGCAGGAUGAUGGUCCAGGCCGUGAACCAGCGAGGCCGAAGCCAACGCUCCGCCCCCGGACACAUGCGCAGGCCCAGGUCCAGGUCCAGAGACAGCGGUGACGAGAACGAUAACAUCCAGGAGCGUCACUUCCGUCCUCACUUCCUGCAGGCGCCCGGUGACCUCAUCGUCCAGGAGGGCCGACUGUGCCGGAUGGACUGCAAGGUGAGCGGUCUGCCCACUCCCGACCUCGUCUGGCAGCUGAAUGGUCAGACAAUCCGCCCUGACUCCGCCCACAAGAUGCUGGUGCGUGAAAACGGUGUGCACUCGCUGGUCAUCGAGCCCGUGACAAGCCGCGACGCCGGCAUCUACACCUGCAUCGCCAGCAACCGGGCCGGGCAGAACUCCUUCAACCUGGAGCUCAUCGUUGCAGCCAAAGAGAUGCACAAAGCCCCGUCAUUCGUGGAGAAGCUGCAGAACACGAGCGUGGCCGAGGGUCAUCCUGUGCGAAUGGAGUGUCGCGUCACAGGGGUCCCCUACCCACAAAUCUUCUGGAAGAGGGAGAACGAGUCCUUCACUCACAACACGGACAGAAUCAGCAUGCACCAGGACAACUGUGGAUACCUGUGUAUGAUCAUCCAGCCAGCCAUGAAAGAAGACGCCGGCUGGUACACCGUGUCGGCCAAGAACGACGCCGGCAUCGUGUCCAGCACCGCACGCCUCGACGUCCACACUCAGUGGCAGCAGCCGAACCUCCCCAAGCCCAAGAAGGUGCGCCCGUCCACCAGCCGCUACGCCGCACUGACGGAGAGAGGUUUGGACGUGAAGGCGGCCUUCUUCCCCGACUGCAGCCCGCUGCAGCCCGGCGGCCUGGUGGAAAGUGACGACCUGUAGAGACCACGAUGGAGAGGGGGGGAAACGGUCUAACCCUAAAUAACCCUGAAAGCUGCCCUCGUUCCAGCACUCCUGAGACAAAGACAUGGAACUGCAGAUACAGAACUAAAAAGGGCCGGUGGGCGGAGUUGAGCUGGUUGUUUUUUAUUGUAUGACACAACCGAUUAUAUCACAGAAUUCAUCACACCGUGCUUCAUUUUAUCAACUGGACCUGGAAAAAAAGAUUGAAGUGUUUAACGGCGAGGACGAAUGUUUCACGAACUGUACGGCUGAUUCUGUUAAAGUGCCUCUCAUGACUGUUAAGAUUUAAAAUACAGAUUUAAAUAUGAAACAUAGAAUUUACUAUGCAUGUUCAAGUGAUAUACACAGACUCAUACUGUAACUAUACGUAGCUUCCACCAGCUGUGUUUUAAAAAUGGACAUUCGAAAGGAGAAAAGACGGAUGAUUCAAAGAGUCGUAGCGGUGACGGAGGAGAUCACAGAUGUUUAUGUGUAGCAGCGCUGAUAUCUGCUGUAGUUGCAGUAUCAAACGGUCUCAGUGUUUCCAUAGAUGAGCUUACAGAUGUUGGAAAGAAAAGGCCGGGCCUUAACAAACAGUAUGUUGUUGUUUUUUAAAAGCAAAAGAAAUGAGGUUUAAUGAAAAGGAAUGAGAUUUGUUUGUUUAGGAAGGUUCGAUAUAAAAGACACAGGAAGAGACAGCGACGGGAAAAAAGCAGGUUUUUGUGACGGACAUCAUCUUUAAUGUGGUAAGUUAACACUUGAUAUAUAUGGAAGACUAAAGUUGCCAUUUUAUGAAUAAAUUAUGAAGUAAAUUAAUAAAUAAAAUAAAGAAAUGAAUCCUCAAUUAUCAAAAUUGUAUGUGCAGGUUAAUUUCAAAAUAAAAGAAAUGUAUGCACAGAAAUGGAAACAAAAAUUGAGAAAAUAAUUAAAUAUGAAAAUAAAUGAACACAAUAAUAAUUAAAUAAAUUAAAACAUUUUAUUUAUUUUAUUUUACUGCACAUAUUUGCUUAUUUUAGUAUUAAGAAACACAUCCGUGUGAUAAUUUAGGCUUUAAUAUAAUUAUUUUAUUUUUUAUUUAUUAAUUCAUUUAUUUAUUGGUUUAAUUAUUAUAGUGGCAGCUUUGGUCCUCCAUAGGUAGAGGGAUGUGAGUGAAUGUGCUGAUAUUGUAAAAAUGGAACAUAUGCAAACCUUUGGUGAUGGAGGGACAUUAUUCAUUGAUUUCUUUCUUUUUCUUUGAUGGUUUAUUUUAAAAAAGGGUGAACUGAAAUGUUCUCACUCAACAGAGGGUGCUGUGAAAGGUUUCAGUUUAUUUCUCUCACACAUCAAAAGAUUGUCGAAUUUAUUUUUGUAUGAAAAAAAAAAAACAACGUCCGACAAUCUUGACAUAAAAUGA